Messenger RNA from Xyrichtys novacula (pearly razorfish), 5704 nucleotides. The record is from the annotation of a GenBank genome assembly. Lineage: Eukaryota; Metazoa; Chordata; Actinopteri; Labriformes; Labridae.
ACACAGAGAGGAAACAGCCCUCAUGAGAGGCGAGUGCCUGCAGCAGGUAGAGACUUAACCCGCACAGACAGAGACACGUAAAGGCGGGCAUUCACUCACAUCCUCGUAAAUAAUAGGCCUACUUUCAUUGAAAAACACGGUAUUAUGAGUGAAGGGAGUCUGGAGAUCAAAGAUGACUGGAUGAGGAAUUUCAGAUGGUGAGUAUAGCCUUUAUUUACUGACUUAAUCACGGCUUCGUGCGCUUCAUGACGGAAAGGUUGAACUACGUAGUAACAACACGCAACUUCAUUAAGUGCGGUCAUUAAGUUUAAUGCGAUUCGCUGCUUUUAAACACGGUUGCCUUUUCCGAUGCGAAAAUGACUCAGCAAGUUUAUGUAGCUUGAAUCUCGUUUUGCAUGUGUAAGCAAGUAGUGAUGGGCACGGCAGUUCUUUUAGAUGUACUGAACCACUUGAAUCAGUUUACUAAAAAGAUUCGUUCAAAAGAUUCGUUCACCGAAUCAUUCAGCGCUUCUCGGGAGGUGCCUGCGACUCUGACCUCCUGAACUGAUAGACAGCUGAACUGUUCAGAAUUCAUUUCAAUUCAUUGCUUCUGGGACCGUAAAACGAGAGUGUUUGGCUUUGUUGCUCUGGAAAACAGGUUUGUAAAAAUGAACUUGUAUAAAAGUCAUGAUGUUUCAGGUGUACUGUCCUUUGGUAUGCUAUUUAUCUGGUCUGCUCGGUAAAUUGGGCUCAGUGAGUCAUUCGUUACAUGCCCUGUCCCCCCGCAAACGGCUGCAAUGAUAGAAUGUUGCAGGGUUUUACGCACUACUUGUUACAUGCUGUGUCCUAUUGUAUGCAAGUGGCAAUUUAGCAGUAAAAAAAAAGUUGGUUUUGUCUGAUCAAAAUGAUCCCAGAGAGUGUAGUUCGAUGCGUGAUUCAUAUACAAAGUGAUUCAGGUGCCGGUGCGUGCGGUCCCUCAUUUUCCGGCUGCUCGCCUGGCAAUGCUGUGCCGCUUACAGCUCAACUGAAGUGAGAAAUGAACGAAUCACUUGAGGAAGUGAUUCGGUUCAGUACGUUCACUCAAAAGAUUCUAUUCUUUUGAACGAAUCGUUCGCGAACGACAAAACACUAUAAUCAAGUGAGAUGCACGUGUUUUUAAAUUUCCACUCAAGUUUACUGUUCUAUGAAAAAUUGGUUGAAAAAAACAGAAUAGCUUGAACCUUUUAGCAAUAUAUUUGAUGCAUUUUUACAUCAAAGCUGGUUAUUGAUUUCAGAGUCAUUAUUAUAAUUUUUGGUCAAACAGAAACCGCGUAAAAAAUAUACUGACAGGUAGGCUAUUAGCCUUUCAAUGUGGCGUAGGUAGUUCCAAAGGCAAAUUAUGUGUUGUUUCAAAUUUGUAUAUUUCGUUGCAUGAUCUUUGUAUGUUUCUGUCCGCAGCAUAGGGAGGUGGAGUAAGGGAUGGUGUGCCUCACUGACAAAGUGUCUUUUAUCUAAUCACGUACUGAAGCCACUGGUCUCCACCCUCUGCCUCGUGGUUGUGGUCAUAUAUGGAUUGGCUGACAGACUCAGAAACUUUGUGGCUGGCAUUUUAUUCGCCCAGUAUCGUUACCCGUAUGCUGUGGCUCUCUGCUUUACACAGGUUGGUGCUCUGCUGCCCGGCUUGUAUCUUCCAGAGGAUGAUUCACACCUUUAACCUGAAUUACUCAAUCUUAUCUGUAGAUAAAUGUAUAACUAGAAUUUGUGUGAACGUGUGUUAAUUCUGUAAGAGUCCACAUAAUGAAAACUGACUUAAAGGGAUAUUCCAGCAUAAAAUUAAUUCAGGGUCAAACACACUAACACUGAGUGAGACACCCCCUCAAGAGAUGAAUGUUGCUGACUCCUUGCUUCUGUAGUUAUACCAACUUUAGUAACGACCGCACGAUAGCAAUACACAGUGGUCUGAGGAGCCACGCACAAACCUCAACCAAAACGCCACUUUAUAGCCACAAAUAAUGCUCAGAACAGCACCUAACUUCAUCAACAGUAAAUAUAGGGUCAGCACUAGUGCCACAGCACUAGCCACCUAACAUCUUUUUAGCUUUGCCUGAUUUCUUUAACAGGGGCUAAACACAACUCACCCGCUCUCUUCCAGCAGCCGCUUGUUUGUAGGAAGACCUUGGGCCAGUCCAUUACAGACUACAGCGGGGUUACACAGCUCAAGGAAGAACAUUUAUGAUCAUUACUUUAUCAUUUCCUUGAAGUAAUAAUCAUCAUAUUAAUCAUUUUGCACUGCAGAUGCGGUAGUUCUUCUGCCUUAGCGUCUCGGUCUGAUUGCAGUCCAUAAUGGACUGGCCCGAGGUCUCGCUACAAACAAGCAGCUGCUGGAAGAGAGUAGGUGAGUUGUGUUUAGUCUAAUCAGGCAAUGCUAAAAAGAUGUUUGGUGGCUAGUGCUAUGGCUGGGACCCUAUAUGUAAUGUUGAUGAAGUUAGGUGCUGUUCUGAGCAUUAUUUGUGGCUAUAAUGCGGCGUUUUGGUUGAGGUUUAUAUGUGGCUCCUGGAAUAAUGAGGUAUCCACUUAAGCUGCAAUGUCAUGUGGCUUCAUGUUGACUCAGCAAAAAUUAAAGAAAACUCUGCACUUCAUCCCAAAUGCUUGUGCCAAAUAAACCUUUUUGUUUUUAAAACUUUUAGUACUUUUGUAGUAUGCUGCUUGGUGCUGACAUAAUGCAUUACUACUCAUAUGGUGUCAGUGUGAAACAGAAAGUUGAAAAAACAGGCACUUUCUUAUUGAUUUUUGUUAACCAUUAAGUUAACACCAUACCAAUAUAAUGACGUGUUGCCUCCAGGCUGCUGUAACUGUGUCAGAGUUUUCCAUGUCCAUGUGUGCUACUUUGAAUAGCAUAUCAUGUGGAGCCACAAUAGCAGAAGGGACUCAGUAUUGUUGAAUACUUCUCCAUAUGUUUAACUAAAUGAUUGACAAAAGGAUCAACGUGUAGAUGUCGUCCUGUCCAAAGGUUGGAACUAGCUAAUUACUGAGCUUCAUGAAUGAUAGUCAUGUGAUUGUGCUUUUUGAUCUUGAGUGUUUUAGAUGUGGUUUAAAUAAAGUAAAAUAUAUAGGGUACACAAGUUCUCACAAAUUAAGUCUAUAAAUCUUUUAUUCUGAUGAAGAAAUCCUCCAUAAGAUUUACCCAUCCAGGCAACCCCAAUGAUUUACAAGUUCUGAGGUUACAACAGGGAGUGGCUGUAGAGACUGACUGGCGUUAAGGUGCAGGGAUCCACGUGGCAGUUCAGUUCAAAUUACUUUAUUUAUCCCAAGAGGGGUAUUUACUGUGGUGGGUGUCAUCCACCACAGUAAAUACCCCCACAUCCUGGAUCUUAGUCCACUUAGGUGUUAGAUAGUGAUAAUUAUGGUAUUUUAAAGGGGAAAAAUGCUCUUUUUCCCUCAAAGUGCUUUCAAAUCUCAGAAAAAAAGGCCAAAUAUUUUUAAAAAGUAAUGGAGAAACAUUUGUUUAAGUUCCCGUAUUUUCUAUAAAACUCUAACUCCUGUUUUACUCUAUUCUGUGUAGGUUCUGGUCUCUCUCCUGGUAUUAAAUCUCUUCCACGUUCUGAAUCUGGUGCCUCUGAAGCGUUACUCACGGUCCCUGGGCGAGAGGGUUUUGGUGCCCGCUAUCUGUAGCAGCAUCUACGCCGUGCUGGCUACAUGGGCGAAAGCUAGCAGCACAUACGAUGGCCUCUUCACCAUCUCUCUGCCUCUGCUGCCCAUACUAACUGUUGGCUUUAGUUUCUGCCAAAAGCUGGUUCCUCCUCCAGCUCUCCAUUACUUUGUUCUGAGUACCCUCCUGUGUGGAGCAUCUUUUACCAUCCAAGGUAAUAAAGAGAUAAUAAAUAAAUAAAAGGAUAUUUGCUGAAGGUGUAAUUGAAGAUUCUUCCAUUCAGAGUUAACCAUUAAAUCAUCAACUUCCUCUCUCUCUCUGCAGCCUCAUGGGGUGUAGCAGGUGUUACACCUCUGGAGUACAUCUAUAUACCUCUGGCUUUACUCCUCUACAGUCUGUCUCUCACUUGGCUGGCUAAAGUUUUAGAAACUGAACGUCACAUACCUCCUGAUUCCCAAGCAUCAGUGUUUGACAUCUACUACGCCCAGCUGGUGAACCAGUUUUGGGUGCUGGGCCUCCUGUGGCUGCUGCACCCGCACAGUCCCUGGCAUGUGUUGAGUAAGAGCAGCUGGCACAGUUUGCUCUUCCAUGGAUACCUGCUCGCUGUUCAGUUGCUGGGGAUGGUGCUAAACUUCUUGGAUGGUGUUACAGCUCUGUGCCUGUCACCACUCGCUGCUGCUCUGCUCCACUCAGCCAGGCAGGUGGUACGGCCGUACCUUCAGCUUUUGUAGUAUCGCUUGGAAGGACUAAGAAAAACGCAGUCUCUUUUGUUUUUACUGUUUAUGUGCAACUUAAACACAUUUAUUCAUUUGAUUCUGUGGGAAAAAAUGUGUUUAACUCCUUGUUCACAUGACCUCUGCUACUGGGAUUCUUUCCCUACUGUGAUAACACAAACAGAGUUAGUUCAGAGGGGAAGUUACAGUAUUAACUAUUACUAUGACAACGCCAAUGAUUUACCCUGUGGUCCAGAAGUGGAACAAAAGCCAGAUUUUUUUGUUUCAUUUAAUUUAUUUCCAUAACUUGUAUAUUUAUUAUUAUCAGAAAACAAGACUCUUUCUAAAUUUUGAUCGACGAGUUUUUUAACAGCCAGGGUAUUUUAUACAAAUAAUGCUGCUUUUACCAAACUUUAACAAGAUUAUGAAUGCACUGUUGUUUAUACUUUUAGAUAAUGUCAGCAUCUUUUGAUAUUUAUGACGAGGUGUGGGUUGUCUGCACUGAAGACGGACCAUUCAGCCCACCUAAUGGCUCUCAGUUUUAUAAACAUUUGAGCUCAGGCCAUUGUCUGAAUUAAUGUAAACCAUAGGUUGUGGAAGUUGCUCUUGAAUGACUCUGGCUGCUUAAGUUAGACAGAUGAGGAGGGCUCUUCAUGAGAGGUAGAGGUAGAUGAUACUGAUAUGAUUCUUUAAGUUAUUUUAUGCCUUAAUUUAAGAGUACGUGCUUACUUUUAUUUAAUUACCUCUCUUGAUACAUAUAGACGUGCAAUUUAUCUAACGAUAGAAGUAAACAUUUAUUUAUUGACUCUCUGAAACAGAAAUGGAUAGAAACAGGAGAAACUAGGUAAAAAUAAUGCUAAAAAGGGAAUAUAUGCUUUAAAAAAAUAGAUUUUCACCAGAAUCAGUUUAUUGGAAAAAUAUUUAUUCAACUGGUUUAAAUGCACAAAAAGCAGCAUGGAUUAAAACAUCUGUCCGUCAUAAUUUGCUGUUAUUUUAAAUCAAACACUAGACUCAAUGGGAAACUACUUCUUAUAUUAUCAAUUCUGCAUUAUGGCCCUUAUUUAUUCUUUACAUUAUUCACUUAGUUAUUUCAGAUUGCGAGGAACUUGGUUUGCAGGAUUGAGGACAAGAUUCAUGACCACACAGACUUCAAAAACAAACAGUAUUAACACAGAAACCCUAAAGGUUAGAUUUUUCUACACUGCCAUAAAGCUGUUCCAGGUAAAGUCCUGUCAAUUUUGUGUCAUUUUAAUUAACUUUAUUUUAAGCUCAUCUUGUCAUUGACAGUAAUGGACAUGAAGUGCAGAUGACAUUUUUUGUCCAGAAAAACUGAAUGUACUAAAGACCAGUAUUGUUCAAAUAAAAAUGCUCUGUGACUCUUGAA